Polyodon spathula (Mississippi paddlefish) is the source of this 2842-nucleotide messenger RNA. RefSeq names its product eomesodermin-like. Gene Ontology annotation, molecular function: RNA polymerase II cis-regulatory region sequence-specific DNA binding; DNA-binding transcription factor activity, RNA polymerase II-specific. The transcript is spliced from 6 exons. Lineage: Eukaryota; Metazoa; Chordata; Actinopteri; Acipenseriformes; Polyodontidae. The coding region runs from base 498 to 2432 and encodes 644 amino acids. The record is from RefSeq and is a predicted model, not a curated record. Gene Ontology annotation, biological process: regulation of transcription by RNA polymerase II; mesoderm formation; endodermal cell fate specification. Gene Ontology annotation, cellular component: nucleus.
AAGGGCAAUAGCGCUAAAAGUUGAAGAAGGUGAAAAAGGUUCAAUUUGUGUAAAAUUAUAGAAUAUAAUGCGCGCGUUUCCCCGAGUAUCUCUGAUCUUCCUAAAGGGUGUCGAGUGGCUUGUGUUAAUUACUAGAUGUCUAAUUAAAUUAAUGUCAGACGAGUCGGCCAAUGGGACGGGGGAGGCUGAGGACUCAAGGCCAUGUAUAUCAAACGCCCCUCCCCUUAAAGCCUGCAGCAAAUGGGAGCGCGAAGAAGGCCAUCAUAUAUAUGCGGCCUGAACCCAUUCUGUUACUUGCAGAUUAUAAACCUGAUUUGUGAAAAAGUAGAGGUGUGUUGCGAGGGCUAAAGUAGUGUAGUAGGGAGACGAGCAGUUAAAUCCUUUGCACUAGACUUUUUUUUUUUUUUUUUUUUUUUUUUAAUGUAUUGUACAUAUGAAUUUUAAACUGGAUACAUUUAUUUUUUUUACCGUGCUGAUUUCUUAUUCAUUUCAAAAGGAUGCAGUUAGGAGAGCCGGUCUUGCCCAACACUGCACUCGGUAUACCCAAGACUUUUUAUAAUCUGUCUCCGUCUGAAAGUAGCAAUAAUAUUUCCGGAUCCUCGCAGCUAGAUUUCCAGGAUUUAGGUAGGACUGAAUCUGACCAAGGAAACGGUCCAAAAAAGUUUAUGAACGGCGGAAGCAUGCUGAGCGAGGGGGAAAGCGAAAAUUUCGCUGGGACCAAAACAGCUCCAGACGGGUGCAAAAGUUCCUCCGUGGUGGGCGAGGAAGACCUAUGCAGCAGCGGUCGUUACAAUUUAGAUGGACUAGUUUCAGAAAGAUAUUUUCUUUCGUCUCAGCAGACUACAGACGUUGGUAAUCCGUGCUCGCUCUUUCCCUACACGGGGCAGCCCGUAUACGCUAGUUCUAACAGCAGGUACCCCGCCUCUCUACACUAUGGAUCUAUGCUGCCCCCGACCGGGUUUACCUCGGCUGUCUGUGCCGGGAGGAGUCAGUUUAGUACGGGUUAUCAGUUUGCACAAGGGCCGGGGUCUCGAUAUCCCUCAUACCCAGGGUCGGGCUCUGCUAUCGGCUCCAUUUCGAUCGGUGGGACAGGGACCGGGGUGCGGGCUCAAGUGUACCUCUGCAAUCGUCCCCUGUGGCUGAAGUUUCACCGACAUCAGACUGAAAUGAUUAUCACCAAACAGGGCAGACGUAUGUUCCCAUUCCUAAGUUUCAACAUCGCCGGUCUGAACCUCACCGCUCAUUACAAUGUGUUUGUUGAAGUUGUCCUGGCUGAUCCAAAUCAUUGGCGGUUCCAAGGAGGGAAAUGGGUAACCUGCGGGAAAGCUGACAAUAAUAUGCAAGGUAACAAAAUGUACGUGCAUCCCGAGUCCCCCAACACUGGAGCACACUGGAUGAGGCAGGAGAUCUCGUUUGGUAAACUGAAGUUAACAAAUAACAAAGGCGCCAACAACAAUAGUACUCAGAUGAUAGUCCUACAGUCUCUACACAAAUAUCAGCCGCGCCUUCAUAUUGUUGAGGUUACUGAAGAUGGUGUUGAAGAUAUGAGCAGCGAGUCCAAGACGCAGAUGUUUACCUUCCCAGAAAACCAGUUCAUAGCAGUGACUGCUUACCAGAAUACAGAUAUCACACAGCUGAAAAUUGAUCACAACCCCUUUGCAAAAGGUUUCAGGGACAAUUAUGAUUCAAUGUACACUGCUCCUGAAAGUGACAGACUUACCCCCUCCCCAACUGAUUCCCCUCGAUCCCACCAGAUUGUACCCGGUGCUCGCUAUGCAGUCCAGCCUUUCUUCCAGGAUCAAUUGGUCAACAACCUGCCAACGAGCCGGUUCUACAAUGGUGAGCGAACAGUGCCCCAGACUAAUGGCAUCCAGUCCCCUCAUACAGAAGAUCUUGGCACCCCUUCAACGCAGAGGUGGUUUGUUACUCCAGUUCAACAGACUGGUUCCAAUAAACUGGACCUUCCCUCUUACGAGAGCGACUACUCCCCCAGCACCCUGCUGCCCUACAGUAUCAAAUCCUUGCCCCUCCAGAGUUCCCAUGCCCUUGGUUAUUACCCAGACUCUGCCUUUGCUUCAAUGGCAGCAGGGUGGGGCACAAGAGGCACUUACCAGCGGAAAAUUGCCACUGGGUUGCCCUGGUCCCCAAGACCAAGCCCUCCUGGCUUUCCGGAAGAUCACCUGUCCAACAAAGACAAGCCAAGGGAAGAGACCAGCGCCACUUCCUGGAUAGACACCUCUCCUUCCAUUAAGGCCCCGGAUUCUUCAGAUUUUGGGGUUUACUCUGCUGUCUGUAAAAGGAGACGCAUCUCCCCCAGCUGUUCAAGCACUGAGAACUCCCCUACCAUUAAAUGUGAGGACAUUAGUUCUGAUGAAUAUGGCAAAGAGAGUUCAAAAUCCAUGGGUUACUAUGCUUUCUACACAAGCUCUUAACUAAUUUGCUCUCUCCCUCCCAUGCUUAAAUGGUUGAACCUUCUCAAAUGGUUUGAGGCUUUUCCAUUAGUGUGCCAAAAUGAGUAUAUAUUUGCCUUCCACCUUGAUGUAUGCUAUUGUGUGACUAUUUUUACUGAAGGUGCCAAAGCUAUUUGAUUGCUUCAAGCAAUAGUUUUACUUGCAUAUGUCUACCCUUUUUUAAUGUGACAAAACAGCAGUAUUUCUCUUAUAUAUUUGACAUGCAUGCCCACUUGGUUUUCCUUUUUAUUUACAGCUGUAGUUUAUUUAUUGAAGGCUAUCUUGACUGUACAGUUUGUGCGUUUAUGUGCACUGUAGAAUGUGAGGUAUCUUGUAAAGUGUCCUACAUAGCGGUAUCUAUUGGCGACUAAUAAAAAAAAAAAAAAAAAAAA